UCUUUUUCUUGGGUGCAUAACUACUCUUAUCUUUUUUUUAAAAAAAUUCACAUGGAGUAGUUGGUGACAUAGUAAAUAAUGAAAUUAGUACUAUAUAUAUAACCCUCCAUUCAUAACCUCAUUUGUCAUUGGUACAAGGUCUAAUAUACUUGUACACUUUAUUAUAAACAUUUUGAUUUUUUUGAGAUUAGAAAAUAGUCUAUAAGCAUGAAUACAUCAAUGGUAGCUUCUUUGUUGGUUCUAUUGUUGGCUUUUCCCUAUGUAUUUGCAACUGACUUUACUGUUGGUGAUGCCAAUGGAUGGACUCAAGGGGUUGAUUAUACUACCUGGACUUCUGGCAAAACUUUCAAAGUUGGUGAUAACUUAGUGUUCAAAUAUGGUUCUGUCCAUCAAGUGAAUGAAGUUGAUGAGAGUGGAUACAAAGGUUGUGAUUCAAGCAAUACAAUAAAAAAAUAUGAAGAUGGAAACUCUAAGGUACCAUUGAGUAAAACAGGUAAAAUAUACUUCAUAUGUCCUACACCAGGACAUUGUACUAGUACUGGUGGCAUGAAACUUGAAGUUAAUGUUGUUGCUGCUAGCACCUCCCCAAGUGGAAGUGGCACCCCCUCACCAUCUACUCCAAAAGAAAGUCCAACAACAACUCCAUCUACAACUCCUUCAACUUCAAACACAACUUCUCCACCACCACCACCAAAAGAUAGUGGAGCAAUUAGUGUUUCAAAUGGAAUUAGUCUUUUAAUUGGGUCAUUCUUUAUCAUUUUGGGCUUUAUGGGCUAGGGAAGAGACAGUGCAGUGCUAUUAUUAAUUAAUCACUUUAAUUUUAUAUGUUUUGUUUUGUUGAAUUUGCUUGAAUUUCAUUUAAAGAUGUGAGUUGUAUAUUUGAUCUUGAGUUUGAUGUGUAUCAAUCAACCUUUAAUGAAAAGAAAAAAAUAACAUUUCUUUUUUAUGA
Messenger RNA from Cicer arietinum (chickpea), 949 nucleotides. Its product is annotated as mavicyanin-like. The record is from RefSeq and is a predicted model, not a curated record. Gene Ontology annotation, molecular function: electron transfer activity. Gene Ontology annotation, cellular component: plasma membrane. NCBI's taxonomy places the organism in Eukaryota, Viridiplantae, Streptophyta, Magnoliopsida, Fabales, Fabaceae.